Messenger RNA from Hippocampus comes (tiger tail seahorse), 1969 nucleotides. RefSeq names its product zinc finger protein 385C (gene znf385c). Gene Ontology annotation, molecular function: zinc ion binding; nucleic acid binding. Gene Ontology annotation, cellular component: nucleus. The record is from RefSeq and is a predicted model, not a curated record. The transcript has 9 exons. Bases 1 to 1521 code for a protein of 506 amino acids. Lineage: Eukaryota; Metazoa; Chordata; Actinopteri; Syngnathiformes; Syngnathidae.
AUGGAGAACCGCACGCACACUCAUGCAAUCGUGACCUCGUACAAGUCAGCGUUACCAUGCACCGUGAUGGAGAACCGCACUCAUGCAAUCGUGACCUCGUACAGAUAUUAUGAGAAGUCCCGUACCUCCGCGCUUCCCGCGGUGCGCGGCCGGCCCGUGCAGCCGCAGCUGGACCUCAAGCACCUGCUGCCCUUCCGGCUCAACGGCUCCUCGCCGCUCAGCCUCUUCCCAAACUUCAACACGAUGGACCCUGUGCAAAAGGCGGUGAUCAAUCACACUUUUGGCGUCCCGCAGCCCCUCAAGAAGAAGCAAAUCAUCUCCUGCAACAUUUGCCACCUGCGCUUUAACUCCACGAACCAGGCGGAGGCUCACUACAAAGGCCACAAGCACACACGCAAGCUGAAAGCCAUCGAAGCACAGAAGAACAGGCAGCGGCGGGCUGGCGAGGCGUCGUCCGGCGGGAGGGAGCGGGAUAGAAAGCGGGACAGGACUAAGAUGUCGGAGGUUGUGGCGCCGUCCAAUGUCGUGGACCCCAGCUCAGAGGAGGGAACAAGUCUUCAUUCGGACCUGGAACCAUCAUCCCUGGACAUCAAAAUUGCGGAAAGUCCCAGGAGCUCGGCCAUGCUGACGCCUGUGUCGGAUGUGUCGGCCGGUGAGCUGGCGGCGCUCUCCCCUGUGCAGGUCUCGCCAUCCUCGCAGCUCUCUGAGGGGGCUUCCGACUCUGGUGGCCCAGAGGCAACGGAUGCUGCCGACGCUGCGGAGGCCGGCUUGAGCGGCCGGGCAGACACAUCCAGCGCUGAUGGAGAGCCACAGACAGAUGAGGAUGCCAAGAAGAGCAAAGCGCAUCUCCACUGUCCCGUCUGCAAAGUGACGAUGAACUCCAGCUCACAGCUGGAAGCCCACAACAGCGGUACGAAGCACAAGAUGAUGCUGGAGGGUCAGACCGUGCUGCCCCGCCGGCGCGGCAGGAUGGCGGCGGCUCGCGCCAGCUAUAAGAGCAAGAGGCUGGCUAGCAAAGGCAGCCUGAGCGUGUCCAGCAAGAGCUUCCAAUGCGAACUGUGCGAGAUCUUUGUCAACUCCGAGACGCAACUCACCCAGCACAUGAACAGCAGACGGCACAAGGAUCGAAUGGCAGGAAAACCACCCAAGCCCAAAUUUACCCCACACAGCAAGAGCCAGCAGACCAGCUUAGCGAGCAUGCGAUGGAGCGGCUGUGCGGGCACGGCUGUGUCGGCCAUGAAGAAAGCUUUGGGCCACUACAGCCUCACCACGCUCUCCUCGCAGACCAAACUGGCCUUGCAGAAGCAGCUGACCAAGAGCUUGACCACGGGCUUCCUGCCCAACCCCCUUGCACCGCCCACCCUGUGCGCGGUGGCCGCCAACCCGCUGGCGCUGCGCCACCCGAUGGGCGCCGCCUCCGCUGCCUUCAUACAGACGCCCUUCCUUGGGUCCGCGCUUUUCCGGCCCGCUCCGGGGCCUCUGCGGCCUGCACACGCGCCCAUCAUUUUCUCCCCGUACUAAUGCCCCCCCUCCUUGGUGUCCCCCUUGGUGUCCCCUCUAUCUGUGUGACCAAACUAUGCAGUCAGCCUGUCUUAAGGAAGAGUGGCGAUCCCCCCAUCGCGCCUUCUUCCUGUUCCGGUGGUCACCGGUGAGGGAGCGAGGGCCACAUUGAUAGCCAUUAAAUGGGAUGAAGGGGGGGCUUUACGGCUGUUACCGUGUCGUUUUGUAGACGAGUCUAGCUGUACGUUUAAGAUAAGUUCCCUUUACUUGAGCGCUUUUCAAAGCGUGAGACUGAGAAACUCGGCAGCUUGGCAAAUACAGAGCAAAUGUGAGUCCAAUAUGGACACAUAUAUUUGAGAGGUGAGAACUUCUAAGAAGGUGAGACAGUUUAUGCGAAAAAUAAAGAUGUUUUUUAUGCUAAGCUAACUUCAGCAACACCAUCAACACUGUGAGUCACAAGAACUCAAAG